AUGGCGAAGCUUGAGUCGCUGUUUCUUCAGCCAGGAUGGGCGAUAUGGCCAGACACCUUGUCGGGGGAGUUCGAGCGGCAGUUGUCCAUGAAGGCCCGCAUCUCGUGCGAGAUUUGCAAACAUGCGGACAUGAACCGAGCCAUUGAAGGCUUGGGCGGAAUGAUAUUCGAGCGGUGCUGGUUGAAGUCUGGCGGCAGAUGCGACCCCUCGGGCUGGUGGAAGACCAUAUCCAGCCGUCGCGGGCGCCCGUCAACCGAGAUUGCCCACAGAGAGAGCUACGCCGAGCAGCUUCGGAAGGACGAUUCCACGCCUCCAGCUGGGCACGCGCAGGCAUCCGAGGAGAUUGUCACGAUUGACCAGGCCACAGAUUUCGCCAUGGUUGAAGGUGCCACUGGUCAGCGCGCUCGCGGCGAGAGGCAGACCACGCGCCGUGCCAAGCUUGGCGCCACCGCCUUCGGCGGGGGCAUGGUCUGCCUCCUCCUGUACAUCCUCGGCGUUGAGCUGCAGCAGCUGAUGGAGAUGCUGGGCGGCGUGCUGGACUCGAUGGGGCCAGGGCACAGCGGCCCCGGCUGGCGGAAAGAGGCACCCAGGCGCCAGCCCGCCUUCGACGGCCGCCUUCAAGGGUUGUCAGGGAAGCGCAGGGCAGCGCGGCGUCGCCACGUCCGCGGUCCGCGCCCUGCGUAGCGGCCCUUGCUCCGAGUGUGCUUUUGCUGCGAGCCCAAGGAAGCGGGGCCGCGGUGGCGAAUGUCUGGGAUUCUCCGCGGGGUGAUCAGAAUCUCAGGAGGGACGCGAGUUGUUGCGUCGACUUCGGAGGCCUGCGCGGCCGGCAGGCGCGGCGUAGGUGACGGUGUGUGCGACCUCAUCUUUGCCAGCAGUUGUCUAACGCCCCUUCUCCUCCCCCAUGGCGUUCGUUUGCGGGCUCGUCGUCGACCAACCUGCGGCGACGUGCCGUGGUCGCGCACGCUCUCGUGGAGCAGGUCAUCCCUCUGUUCGCCUACGCC
Prorocentrum cordatum is the source of this 1001-nucleotide messenger RNA. The record is from the annotation of a GenBank genome assembly. Lineage: Eukaryota; Dinophyceae; Prorocentrales; Prorocentraceae.